Molecule: messenger RNA, 891 nt
Organism: Dendronephthya gigantea
Lineage: Eukaryota; Metazoa; Cnidaria; Anthozoa; Malacalcyonacea; Nephtheidae
Product: reticulocalbin-1-like
Exons: 6
Coding region: 1-891 (296 amino acids)
Cellular component (GO): endoplasmic reticulum
Molecular function (GO): calcium ion binding
Source: RefSeq, a predicted model, not a curated record
AUGGCAAACGUACGAUUUUUAUUGUUUUUUAUUUUGUUCCCUACAUGUCUAGCACACUCAGUGCCCGGGAGAGCUGAAGACGGUCACUACACAGAGGAUGGCAAGCAUAAUGAUGAAUAUGACCACGAAACGUUUCUCGGCCAUGAUGGGCAAAAAGAAUUCGGCGAGCUGAAUAAUCAAGAGAGAAUACUUAGACUCAGCAAACUGGUUGACAAAAUCGAUAAAAAUGGCGAUGGUAAUGUAUCAAAGAGUGAAAUGACAGAGUGGUUGAAAUACAUUUCAUUGAAAGAACCGCAGGAAUUAAUGAGAAAGUAUUGGGCUGAUAAUUAUCCCUCGAUUAUUGACGGUGAUGGCCUUAUCAGCUGGGAGGAUUAUCAAGCUUUAAAUUUUCCUGGCAAAGAUCAUGAUGAGACAAUAAUAGCUAGGAUCAAUAAAUACCACAAACGGUUCGAAGCAGCUGAUGAAAAUAAAGACAGCAAACUGAGUUUGGAUGAAUUCGUGGCAUAUCAAUACAUGGAUCUCUUUCCUCGUAUGUAUGACGUAUUCGUAGAUGAAGCAAUGGAGACGAUGGACUUGAAUAAAGACGGCGUGAUAACUUUCGAGGAAUUCAAAAAAGGCGAAAAAAGAUCCCGUGAGGAUACAAAAAGGGAGUUUGGUAUCAGGGAUUUAAAUAAAAAUGAUGUACUGGACAAGGAUGAAGUGAAGGAAUGGUAUUUUCCGACGAAAUACGAUCGCCAUGAAAACGAAGCAUUGCAUCUCAUUGCCAAGGCUGAUAGUGAUAAGGACGAUGCACUCAGCAAGGACGAGAUAUUACACAACUACGACGUUUUCGUUGGCAGUAGAGCCACUCACUGGGGCGAAACUUUGAAGAGAAAUGUUGAUGAAUUGUGA